UCCUCCAUAAGUUCAGCUGCCAAAAGGGAUCUUUAAAGUUUAUGGAGAAGGAAAAAACAGAUGUAUUUCAACAAAGCAACUCUUUGAAAUGAAAUUAUAACUUUUGGAAAGGCAGUUUUCUAUAUAAAAUGUGAUUUAAACAUAUUUUUUUGUUUGUUAAGCAAGAGCCAUUUUAGAUAAAGCAAAUGCAUUGUAGCAAAAAUAAUAUAUAUAUAUAUAUAUAUACGUAAACAAAAACUAAAAAAAAAAGCUCAGAUUCAAUUUUGUAUUUACACUGUCUUUAAACUGAGCAUGUUCUUUCUUUCAUUUAAAUCAGCAACACAUGUCAGUGUCCAGACAGGCUUCAUUCCUCCAUCAAAUAUUUUACAUUUAAUGGGCAAACCAUUUCCUGCAUGUUGAUCCCCAGAUCCCUCCUGAUGGGACGCAAGAUGUGCUCUGUUCUCUUUCAACAUGUGCUCAACGAGGACUCUGGUCCUUACACCACAUGGAAGCUCCAGCAGGAAAGUUCACAGAUCAGUCAGAGCGCCAAGACCCAGCUCCGUUUUAGGGAGCACAACCCCCUCGGCGCAUUCCCCCUCCUGACGUCCAGCCUACUCGGAGCUUGGACCUAUGAGACGCACUGCUUUCCCUCUGCACUCUCCGACACUUCUUUCUGACAGAGGUUUGAAUCUGGCGUGAAAAAUGGAAGCCACGGAUAUUUUUUAUCAUCCGUUUUGGGUGGUUCUAUCAGCGGUGCUGGCGGUGGUCGUGCGCCUCCAGCGCAAAGGCCCCUGGAAUCCACGAGCAUGCCCCGUGCAGCUCACUGGAAAGACUGCAAUAGUGACAGGAGCCAACACAGGCAUCGGGAAGUUCAUUGCCCUGGACUUUGCACGCCGUGGGGCCCGAGUCAUCCUGGCAUGUCGAAGCGAAUCCCGAGGGACAGCGGCAGUAAACGAAAUCAGGCAGAUUACUGGAAAUGCAGACGUCCAUCUGCGUCUGCUGGAUGUUUCCUCCAUGGCUUCUGUCAGGGAGUUUGCAAAGAAGAUACUUGAGGAGGAGAAAGCGCUGCACAUCCUCGUAAACAAUGCAGCGGUAUCAGGUUUGCCCAGGCAGAUCACCAAAGAUGGAUUUGAGGCUUCUUUUGCCACCAAUCAUUUGGGACCAUUUCUUCUCACCAACUUACUGCUGGACCUGCUGAAGCGCUCGGCUCCAUCGCGCAUCGUCACCGUCAGCUCUUUGAACCACAAGAGGGGAAAGGUGGAUUUCUCCAACUUUCACGGUGAAAACCUGGAUUAUUUCAUGGAUCAAGUCUACAACAACACUAAACUGCACAAUAUCAUCUGUACCAAUGAGCUGGCCCGCAGGCUGCAGGGGACAGGAGUCAUCGCCAACUCCGUCCAUCCUGGUGUCGUCAUGACUGAGGUGAUGAGGCACUAUCCAUUUUGGAUACGCUAUCCCUUCAACGCCAUUGGCUUCUUCUUUUUCAAAUCGUCAGAAGAAGGAGCAGUCGCCCCAAUCUACUGCGCUGUAUCCGAGGAACUGGAGGGAGUGACAGGAAAGUAUUUUGACAGCGACUGCUCUCUUGUCCUUCCUGCUCCUUUAGCCCGAGACCCGGCCCUGGCGGUCAAGGAUUUUGAGGUGUGUGAGAGACUGACUUCAAAGCUGUGAGGCAACAAUCUCUGCUUGAUAACAGAGAACAGGUCGAAGUCCUGUCGACUUCAGGGACUGAGACAGUCAAUGUGAGCGGCUGUCCAAACCCACCAGGAGAACUCUGAAUAUAUAUAUUUUUUUCAUUUUCUGCACUUUCAUGGAAAUAUUUUAAACAAUAAGAUGUUGCCAUUUGGUGCAAAACCAAAGACAUUUGCUAAAAGCUUACAUUUUGCAUUGCUUCAAGUAUGCUGAGAAUAGAAGGCUCCAUAAGUUUCUGUCUUUAUUGGUGGGCAAAGUGCUGACACCAUGUGGCCAACAGCGUCUUGCAGUCUCUCUGGAAUCAGACAAAACUCCAAACAGUUGAUAGAAUCACAUGUCUUUAUUAGAAGAUUUAAUAAAACACAAUUUUUCAGCCUU
Molecule: messenger RNA, 2046 nt
Organism: Oryzias melastigma (Indian medaka)
Lineage: Eukaryota; Metazoa; Chordata; Actinopteri; Beloniformes; Adrianichthyidae
Exons: 6
Coding region: 682-1647 (321 amino acids)
Source: RefSeq, a predicted model, not a curated record